CAUGAAUACAACCAAGAAGCACUGUUGAAUCAAUAACUUUAAGAUGGAUAUUCUCAAUCCAAUCAAUCCUGCAAGAUGACAAAUAUUCUUUUCACUAUGUGCCUCGUGAUGGAUGAGCGGCGGGGUGGUCCCCCGAUCUUUGGCGUGGUUCACCAUGCCUAAGAGACUGGACCAAUGUUAGCCGAGUAAAGUGACAUGACUGGUCACCUUUCCUCAAAGAUUACCCGGUCAUUUCUUGAGUUCAACCCGUCUCUUUGGUCUUCCGGAAUAUCCUCCAUAACAUUAGAGCCCACGCUCGAGCUGGAGGACGCCUGCGAGAAACUUCUCAAUGGUGAUCCUAUGACCGGGAAGCCUUACGUUUAUGGAGGCUGGGUGUACCGAUUACUGAACCCGAAUGGGGGUGUAUCUGCGACUCAUGACGCAGAAGAUGACCGGGACAACUCCCCGGAUGGUUAUGCUGAGACCAGUUCUCUUCAUCCAGACAUGAACUUCACUGGGAUUGCCAACCUUGACGAGUCUAACGAUGAAGUCCUCCUUGGCGACCGGUCUUCUAUCAACAAACCUCCUUCCCCUCCCCAAGUCUCUAAAAUGGAAGGGGCUACAACUUCCCAGUGCACCCCUCUCCAUGACCUCAUCUGGGACAAGAAGGGGGAUUCCAUUGAAGAUGCCUUUCUAGCCUUGGAAAAAAGACUUCGCAAGGCCGGGGUUAUUUCAGAAGAAGUUGGCCAAUCACUCUUGGAGCCACAGGACCAGGUCUCCCAACUUGCCCUCCUCCUUGACUAUGCCAAGUUGGAGAUCAAUGACCGGGCUGAAAGGGAGAAGAGGCUGGAGGAAGAGCUGAUGGCGGAAAGAGCCAAGCUAGAGGAGGACAGGGCCAGGUCUGCCCUUUUGGAAGAGGAAGGGAAGAGAAAGGUUGCCGAGCUUGAGGAUGCGCUGGGUCAGGCUGAAGAAUCUGCCUGGGCAAAGGAGCAAUCCUUUCCUAAUGAUGCUGCCGACUGGGCCGCUUGCCAUCACAUGGAAGUAGCCCGGUCUAUUCUCACCAAACCAGAGGAAACCAUGGACUUCUUCAAAGUCAUGUACAUGGAGCUGGAAGGGAAGACAAUGAUCACAGAGAUCGGGUCCUAUGGGUACCAGUGUGGCCAGAAGGCUGAGAGAUCCCCUCUCUAUGGCAAGCUCAAGAAGAGGGAUGCUACUUUUGACCCGGAAGCCAUGAAGCACCCGGCCUUGUACAAGGAAGAGCCAACCCCCCUUUCCCUUUAGAAUAGGUUAGGGUAGAUUUUGAAAAAACAACUUUGAAUUUCCCAAGGCCUGGGGGAUGUCCGGCCUGUUUUGAUUUAAUGAAUAUAAUCUUCUCCUCGCAUGCUCAAAAUAUUUACCGGCUUGUUUAUUACAUUUAGCAUGGUUGUUUCUUCUUUCGCAUGGUUGUUUUCUUGCCUAGUCUCACUUUGUAGUUGCCUGGUUUGACUUGCCUUAUGAAGAACAUAUUUGAUUGAACUUCCAUGUCAAUAAAAGUAAAUGGCCUUAUACCUU
Molecule: messenger RNA, 1530 nt
Organism: Cuscuta campestris
Lineage: Eukaryota; Viridiplantae; Streptophyta; Magnoliopsida; Solanales; Convolvulaceae
Source: the annotation of a GenBank genome assembly